Molecule: messenger RNA, 207 nt
Organism: Necator americanus (New World hookworm)
Lineage: Eukaryota; Metazoa; Nematoda; Chromadorea; Rhabditida; Ancylostomatidae
Exons: 1
Coding region: 1-207 (68 amino acids)
Source: RefSeq, a predicted model, not a curated record
AUGGCUGCCUCUAACUUGCUGACUCUUCGCGACUUCACUCUGAUUACAACUUGGCCGGAGCUUGCAUCGAAGUCCAAGGAGGAACUUGACGAAUGGGUCGCUGAUCGUGGAUUGCUGUGGAAGAAGCGACUAUCCCAGCUAUUCAGCUGUGGAAGUCCCGUUAAAGUCGCGAAGCAGGUGAUAGCGAACAGCCUUCAUAAAUGCUAA